AUGUAUAGGUCAGUGAAAACUGUGACAUAUGAGUCUUUGAACAACAUCGCAAGAUGCAUCAAUGGAGUAUCAGCUCUUCUUUUGACUGUUCUUCCUGGAAAGGCUAAUAUUCUUGAAGGACUCCAUGGAUGGGAACUCAGGCCCACACUGCGUGGACCACGUUUACCACGAUGGAUGCAUAAUGGGGUCUCUUCUUUCAAUCACUUCAUUCAUGAGCUUUCUGUGGAUUCUGAUACUUCAAGCUUGGAGUAUUCUUCUGGAGAAGAUAGUGAUGGUCCGUUGCCUGCAUCACCAUCAUCUCAAAGCUCACGCCUCUCUUGGGCCAGCGGUUCCGCAAGUUCUGAAUGCCACUGGACUGAGUGGAUUACAUUCGUUCUUUGGUGGUUGAUAUUUCCUUUACGGAUCUUGAUAUGGAUACCGCAGUUUUUUCUGCGUCUAUUCUUUAAACAAAGUUCAAGAACUCCUGGGAGCCCAAGAAGGAACCGACAUUCGUCUAGACCUCGUAUUAGCAAGACUAACUCAAGCAAAGACCAUGAUGUUCCCAACCGAGCUACUGAUAGAAGACGCGGAGUCGUUGAGGAUCUUCAUCUUGCUAUCGAGAUCUGCAUAGAAGCAAUAUUUGAUUUUUUUCACAAGGCUACACAUCUUCUUCUUUCUCCAUCGGAAGCUUUUGCAAUUAUGUUAUCAUGGUUCUCUUCUCCCAAUCGUAGCCGUAAAGAAAACCAUGAUGAUGUUUCAGAUGAUGAAACUGUGCAGACUGCUACUUUAGGAGAUGCUGAUCCAUCUCUUACAGAAAGGCCCACGCGCUUAUACAACUCCAUGAACACAGAUACUCGAACGUGUAGAGAUGUCAUAACAGAGCUGGGGUAUCCUUACGAAGCUAUUCGUGUUGUUACAUCUGAUGGAUAUGUUCUUCUCUUGGAAAGGAUACCAAGACGCGAUGCGAGAAAAGCUGUUUAUCUGCAGCAUGGGAUUUUGGAUUCUUCAAUGGGAUGGGUAUCUAAUGGGAUUGUUGGAUCUCCGGCUUUUGCUGCAUAUGACCAAGCUAGGUUCCUUAUGAUAGUGGAGAUUGGAGAAAAGGCUGUUUUGCCUGAGAUAUAUGCUUGCGAGCUAAUGUACUGGCGAUACUCCAUAAACGAGCACGGUACUGAGGAUAUCCCAGCGAUGAUAGAAAAAAUCCAUGAAAUCAAAACUGCAGAAUUGAAGCUCUGCCAACCUAAUAGCGAUGAGGAAAUCAACGAGGAAGAGCCUUAUAAGCUAUGUGCCGUCUGUCAUAGUCUAGGCGGUGCUGCAAUUCUGAUGUACGUCAUCACUCGCAAAAUCAAGGAGAAGCCACACCGACUCUCCCGACUGAUUCUACUUUCACCAGCUGGAUUUCACGAGGACUCCAACUUAGGUUUCACAUUGGUCGAGUACAUAUUCCUUUUUGUGAGUCCGGUAUUGGCUCGCAUCGUGCCUGCCUUCUACAUACCGACAAGAUUCUUCAGGAUGCUUUUGAACAAGCUAGCCCGUGACUUUCACAACUACCCUGCUCUUGGUGGACUGGUCCAGACUCUAAUGAGUUACGUAGUUGGUGGAGACAGCUCGAACUGGGUUGGAGUUUUAGGGUUGCCUCACUACAACAUGAACGAUAUGCCAGCUGUCUCUUUCCGCGUUGCACAACAUCUUACUCAGAUCAAACACACGGGUAAAUUCAGGAUGUUUGAUUACGGGAGCAGAUCAGCUAACAUGGAGGCUUAUGGCUCUCCUGAGCCGCUUGAUCUAGGGGAGUCUUACAAGUUCAUCGAUGUGCCUGUGGAUUUAGUAGCGGGAAAGAAAGACAGGGUGAUACGGCCUUCCAUGGUGAGGAAACACUACAAAGUGAUGAGAGAGGCCGAGGUUGAUGUAUCGUUUAAUGAGUUUGAGUAUGCUCACCUUGAUUUCACAUUCUCUCACCGGGAAGAGCUUUUAACAUACGUGAUGUCGCGGCUUCUGCUUGUGGAACUGACGCCAGUUCAACAGAGGCAGACCAGUCAGAAAGGCAUGAAGUUGAAGAAGAAGAAAAAGGAAGAGAUACAGUAG
Messenger RNA from Thlaspi arvense, 2061 nucleotides. Lineage: Eukaryota; Viridiplantae; Streptophyta; Magnoliopsida; Brassicales; Brassicaceae. The record is from the annotation of a GenBank genome assembly.